UUAAAAAAAUGCAAUUAAAAUCUAGUUUGCAAGAUAUAACAUACAAUGCUAAUCUAUGGCUACAAGCCGCUAUGCUAAUUAACGCUUACGUUUCAGCAGUUUGGGGAAUACUAUACGGUCUUUAUAUACUCUUUAACUUAGAAGAAAUGCAGGAUAUCUAUGGGCGCUCGAUUAUAUUAGUUUAUAUAUUAUCACUGCUGGCUGAGAUUUAUCGUUUGCGUGCAGGCUAUAAAGGCAACUUGAUGGCAGAGAUCAGUGAACUGAGCAUCUUUCUUGUAACAACACCGCUUAUACAAUUACCUAUACUCGUGUUCCUCUUUCUCUCCGUUGAAGGGAAUUGGCAGCUUAUAUAUGUACUCAUUGAAUUGAUAUUCUGUCUAAUGAUAGUGGAAUUUAUUGCCGGUGUGUGGACUUGGCAUAUCUUCGCCAAACAUCAAAGUGAGUUGCAUAAAUUGAAGCGACAAAUCGCAUUGCAAAUACGUAAUGCCAGACAGAGAAAUGAUAGCGAUGAUAAAACAAGGAGUGUGCCAUAGUUUAAAUGCAUAAUAGUUUAUUUUUUAUACUAAUUAACAGAAAUAAAUUAAAUAAAUCGCAUGUCCGCGAUGAAAUUACUA
Rhagoletis pomonella (apple maggot) is the source of this 614-nucleotide messenger RNA. RefSeq names its product transmembrane protein 17. Bases 9 to 533 code for a protein of 174 amino acids. NCBI's taxonomy places the organism in Eukaryota, Metazoa, Arthropoda, Insecta, Diptera, Tephritidae. The transcript has 4 exons. The record is from RefSeq and is a predicted model, not a curated record.